Messenger RNA from Coregonus clupeaformis (lake whitefish), 1645 nucleotides. Its product is annotated as netrin receptor DCC-like. Gene Ontology annotation, biological process: homophilic cell-cell adhesion; dendrite self-avoidance; axon guidance. The coding region runs from base 350 to 1645 and encodes 431 amino acids. NCBI's taxonomy places the organism in Eukaryota, Metazoa, Chordata, Actinopteri, Salmoniformes, Salmonidae. The transcript has 7 exons. Gene Ontology annotation, molecular function: cell-cell adhesion mediator activity. The record is from RefSeq and is a predicted model, not a curated record. Gene Ontology annotation, cellular component: plasma membrane; axon.
UACCCAUCUCCUCUCUCUCUCUCUGGUCUCUCACAGUGAACCGCUGGACAGCUCCCGUUACUUGUGAUCCGAAGUCCGCAUGUCCUUUCCCAAGAGGGUUUCUACCGCGUUACGCUUGUAGCCCUGCCACUGAAAAAGAUGGAGAACUAAUGGUUUUAGUUGUUGCUUCAUAACUUGGAAACUACCACCUCCGUACCUGCCUGCUUUUUGUUGCUAUUGUAUUGGGAGAUUUGUUGGGCAACCGGUUCCAUACGCACUGCGCUCAUGAAUUGAUUCGUGCGUUGUGUGGUUUUUAGAAAAGGAUUUUUGAGAUAGUGGGACUAGUGUCGCUCAGCGGUGAAGCGGAGCCAUGGAGGGAUCAUUUGGAUAUAUUUGGGUGAAAAUACUUUCGGUAUUUGUCUGGUUAUGCUAUCUCACCGGCGAUUCAACAUCAUUUGGUGCAGAGACCUCCUCCUCAUCGUCCCAGGUGUUCGUGGACCUCAGCUUUGUUCUGGAACCCCAGGACACGGUGACAUUACGGGGUGGUGUUCUCCAGCUGGACUGCGAGGCUCAGUCAGACCAGGGUAUUCCAGUCAUCAUCUGGAAGAAGGACGGGGUGCUGCUCAGCGCCGUGGUGGACGACAGGAGGCAGCAGCUGCCUAACGGGUCUCUGGUGGUCCAGAACGUGGUUCACUCACGACACCACCGACCCGACGAGGGGUCCUACCAGUGCCUGGCCACACUGGAGGGGGUGGGGGCCAUCGUCAGCAGAACGGCUCAAGUUACUGUCUCUGGUCCCUUGAAACUAGUGGUGCCUACAGAGUCAGUGAGCUCCUACCUGGGUGACACGGCCCUGCUGCGCUGUGAGGUGACUGGGGAUCCCAUGCCCGUGGUACGCUGGCAGAAGAACAGAGAGGACCUGCCCCUCACCUUAACCCCAGAGAGCAGAGUGGUGGUACUGCCCUCUGGCUCGCUCCAGGUCAACAAGGUCCAACCACCAGACUCUGCCACCUACCGCUGCCUGGCAGACAACCCUGGCAGCGCCCGCACCGGCAGCGACGCAGACCUACGCGUGUUGCCAGAACCUGGAACCACCAGGGGCCUUCUGUUCCUCCAGAAGCCCCAGAGAGUCACCUCCCUCCUGGGGAGAGAUGCCGUGUUGGAGUGCGCCGCCUCGGGGUUCCCCACCCCCGCCUUCCACUGGAUGAGAGGAGCUGAGAUGAUACAGAGCAGGUCUAAGAAGUACUCCCUGCUGGGUGGCAGUAACCUCCUGAUCAGCAGCGUAACGGACGAUGACUCAGGCUCCUACAGCUGCCUGGCGUUUAACAAGAACCACAACAUCACGGCUUCCUGUGAGCUGUCCGUCCUCGUACCGCCCCAGUUCCUGAACUACCCCAGCAACACGUAUUCCCAUGAGAGUACGGACCUGGAGCUGGAGUGUGCUGUAACGGGGAACCCUCCUCCCACGGUGCGCUGGAUGAAGAAUGGAGAGGAGGUCAUCCCCAGUGACUACUUCCAGAUCGUUGAUGGCAGUAACCUCCAGAUCCUUGGUCUGGUGAAGUCAGAUGAAGGCUUCUAUCAGUGUGUGGCUGAGAAUAAAGCAGGGAACGCCCAGGCUAUGGCCCAGCUCAUACUGAGAGAUCCAGGUAGGACACAGCCAAGCUAA